AAAGAGUCGUCAUUAUUAUUAUUAUUAUUAUUAUUAUUGUUUAUUCUUUUUUAUUUACAAGGAGCUUAAAAAAGAAGAAAGAAAAAGAAUAAGCAUCCACAAACACUGAUCCACAUGUCUUCCCUCAGCUGGGUAAAUGGUCCAAAACCCCAGUUAUGGUUUUGGGCUUUUAGGGGUGGGUGCUUCUUCCCUAGCAACGACAUCAUAAGACACUGCAGCAUUUCUUCUCAUCAGCAUCAGUAUCUUCAUUUCUACCAGUUUGGUGUUUGCUGAAAUGGGUCCAUGUCUAAUAAUAAUAAUAAUAAUAAUAAUAAUAAUAAUAAUAAUAAAACAACUAAUAGCUAGCAUUUACAUAGUACUUUAGGGUUCGUAAAGCAUUUUAUAUAUAUUAUCUCAUUAGAUCUCACAACCACACUGUUAGAUAGGGGCUGUUGUUAUCCCCAUUUUACAGAUGAAGAAACUGAGGCCAAGAGAGGUUAAGUGGCUUAACCAAGGGCACACAGCAGCUAAGUGCCUGAGUCACAAUUCAAACUCUGCUUUUCUCGACUUCAGUACUGGGCCCUGUGGCUGCCAGGUUAUGUUUCAUCUUUCCUGUACUCAUCUGAUUUCUGGAGCCAGACAAUCAGCUUCUUUUGCAGAAACCUUUCCUAAAGAACACUCUCAGUAACUAGGUAUAGGUGGUGGUGGUGAGUAGGGGGAGGAAUGCUGUCUUGAGAGUUGUCCCCCCCACUGUCUUUUUUUGUGAAGCACUGAAAUCCUCAUUUGUCUUCUUCAAGUAGUAGCUGAGUAUUUCUCUUAUGUUCCCCUCUUCUCCCCCUACCUCAGCUCCCUCCACAAGGUUAAGGAGUUUCAUCUCUCCCAGGAUGACCAGUGCAGCUCCCUCUAAGAAGCCGUACCGAAAAGCACCACCACAGCACCGGGAGCUGCGGCCCGAGCUGUCUGCUCCAUGGGCUCAGCAGGAGGUCAGCAUGGUUGAAUGCCAGGAAUCCCUGACAGACUCGGAGAGGAUGAAGCUUCUGCAGCAGGAGAAUGAGGAGCUGCGGCGGCGCCUGGCCUCUGCUACCAGCCGCACAGAAGCCCUGGAGCGGGAGCUGGAGAUUGGACAGGAUUAUCUGGAGCUGGAGCUGGGUCAGAGCCGGGAAGAAUUGGACAAAUUCAAGGACAAAUUCCGACGGUUACAGAAUAGCUACACAGCAUCACAGAGGAACAACCAGGAGCUGGAAGACAAGUUGCACACACUGGCCUCUCUUAGCCACAGCUGGAUUUUUGCAAUUAAGAAGGCUGAGAUGGACCGGAAGACCCUGGACUGGGAGAUUGUGGAGCUGACCAACAAGCUCUUGGAUGCUAAGACCACCAUUAACAAGCUGGAGGAGCUCAAUGAGCGCUACCGGCAGGAUUGUAACCUGGCUGUGCAGCUGCUUAAGUGCAACAAGUCCCAUUUCCGAAACCAUAAGUUUGCUGAUCUGCCCUGUGAACUUCAGGACAUGGUUAGCAAGCACUUGCACAGCACACAGGAUGCCCCUGGUCAUAGCCCUGCCCCUACCCUGGCGCCAGGAGCUGUGGUGCCCACCUCAGUCAUUGCUCGAGUACUGGAAAAGCCAGAGUCACUCCUGCUCAACUCUGCCCAGUCUGGCAGUGCUGGACGCCCUGUAGCUGAAGAUGUCUUUGUGCACGUGGACAUGAGUGAGGGGGCCCUGGGCAAUCCUGCCAGUCCCCCGGCUCCAAGGAGUCCCACCUCUCAAGCCAAUGGGGAGUGCUGCCCACCAGGCAGUACUCGGGGUUCAUCAGAGGAAGAGCUGUCCUUGCCACCCUGUGAGAAGUUGAGCCCUUACCCUGCUCCACCACCCCCACACCCAUUGUACCCAGGCCGAAAAGUGAUUGAAUUCUCCGAGGACAAGGUGCGAAUCCCCAGGAAUAGCCCUCUGCCCAACUGUACCUAUGCCACCCGACAGGCUAUCUCUCUAAGUCUGGUGGAGGAGGGGUCAGAUUGGGCCCGACUCGGCCCUGGUAGCCCUGCCUCCACCCAGGCUUCACCUCAACCGCUUGCCAGUCCGCCCUCUGUACCUAGUGCUGUGGCCAGCUCGGCCAGCUCUGAAGAGGAUCUGCUGUUGGCCAGCUGGCAGCGAGCAUUUGUGGAUCGGGCACCUCCACCUGCCCCUCUGACCCAACGUACAGCCUUUGGGCAUGAUGCACUUGCAGAUUUGCACAAUUUUGCUGGCAGCACUUCAGAUAAUGAGGACACUGGCCCUGUGCCCUCCUCUCCAGUUGGUGAGGGGUGUCGACUGUUGCCUUUUCCCAGCCCACCCCCAUCCAGGGAUGAUGAUGAACUGAACCUGCCCAUGAGCCCUGCAGAGGAGCGCCAGAAACUGCUUCCUGAAGAGGGAGGGGAAAGGUCAGGUACCUCUCCUGGGGAGGGGAGGGUUCGAUUGACCUCUAACCGUCCUCAGAGAAGCCCGAAGCGGAUGGGUGUGCACCAUUUACACCGAAAGGACAGCCUGACCCAGGCCCAGGAGCAGGGCAAUUUGCUUAACUAGGUCCUGUUCACCACUUCUCCCUGCUAACACUUGUCCCUCUCUCCCCCCAUCAUACACACCACCAGGUUGUUACUGCAUGGGGGAUACUGAGGCAUCUUGCUCACUCACUCUAAACUCAGGUUCCCCAACCCUCUGCUCCUUGGACCAGCUGCUUCUUGCCAUUGAAAAGCAGGGACCUUGACCUUGGAUGCAGCAUUGGAUCAGUCCCUUCACCCAACUUGAGCUUGGCCAUCUCUAAAACUGGAACACCAGAUGUCUGUCCACAUACGGCCCUUUAGGCCCUUACUGAUCUGUGCUGAGCACAGGAUACCAUAUCUUUUCCCAAACCUUGACCAUCCCAUGUUUUGGUCUGCACUGGUUAUUUUGAGUAGGGUCGGGGUGGGGGAGGGGUCAGGGAAGGUCCUGUCAGUAUUUGCCCCCAAGUCUACUUCUCCCUCAAGGGAGUUUAUUUUGGGGGGAAGGGGUUGUUUUUGAACCCUGAGUUUCUAUUUACUUAUUACCUGAAAACCCUUUCCAUGGCAGGGGCUAUUGCUACAGGUCCUUCCAGUAGAGUUGGCCCUGUUGGGGUAAGGGUGAAAGGAGGAUGGCUUAGGGCAUUCUGUCUCCUCCUUGGGGACAGUGGGGAGAAGAGAAAUCUGCCUGGGCUGCCCCUAGACCCAGGGAAGACUAGAGGUGCCCUUCCCCUCCUUUGGCUCUAGACUGUUACUCUCAGCUUUGGGAAGUUUUCACAUUGAUGAGUCUAUUUUAAAAAAUCAGAAAUAAACUAUUUUAUCGGUA
Phascolarctos cinereus (koala) is the source of this 3311-nucleotide messenger RNA. It is a transcript of the gene TJAP1, whose product is annotated as tight junction associated protein 1. Gene Ontology annotation, cellular component: trans-Golgi network. The record is from RefSeq and is a predicted model, not a curated record. Lineage: Eukaryota; Metazoa; Chordata; Mammalia; Diprotodontia; Phascolarctidae. Gene Ontology annotation, biological process: Golgi organization.